Molecule: messenger RNA, 939 nt
Organism: Lachancea sp. 'fantastica'
Lineage: Eukaryota; Fungi; Ascomycota; Saccharomycetes; Saccharomycetales; Saccharomycetaceae
Source: the annotation of a GenBank genome assembly
AUGCUAGAUGAGUUUCCAGUCGAGCUCAAAUUGGAGCUGUUGAAGUCACACUUGCACCUGGCUUUCGUGAAUAAGGAAUGGUACCGUCUGAGCAAUCGUUUUUAUAGAGAUCAUUGCUUGAAAUUGAAGCCAGAAGCUUACUGGAAUCGAAUCCAGAACGGAAUUUGUCGUUAUAUUGAGAGUUUGGACAAUGAACGUGGCGCUGCUCGAAGGAUUAAUGCCAGAGAGGAUGUGGAUGAUGAGGACGAACGAAGUUACAUUCCUUUUAUGUCAGAUUCUUGGCAAAUCAUUUACAGCGUUCUGUUCCGGAAUCCAAGGUUCUUCGCCAUGGAUUGCGCAAGUCGCGAAAUAAACCUAUCGCAUGACGUUGUGACAGAGUAUUACUGCCCAAUGGAAUUAGAAAGUGGCAGAAAGUAUCCGUGCAAUCUUUGGUGCAAAAAAGUGACGAGAGGCGGAUUCUUUGGUGCCAUUCGGGUGGCUAUUUACGCACAGCCAGACGGUUCAGAACCCUUGCUGGUGCGAGAUUUACCAUCGAUGCUUGAUGACUGGUGUGAAUCUCCCGGGACGUACUGUCUAUACGGAGGUCACUUUGAGUUACCUGAAUCUGCUGCUUCGCUACAAGUGGUGCAUAUGGGUAUUUCCAUCACUAAUGCAACGAGUGUCGUUUUAGAGGCAGUGGAUACUACUCCUUUUCAAAGCACAAAGAGCUGGCUUCUGUUUAGUACGCGUGAGAUGGAAAUAUUCAAUCAGACCGAAAAGUUGCUAAGUGCAGAGCGAAUGCACUGGGACGAGAAAUUCGUAAAGACCGAGGAUGCCGAGCCUGCUAAAGAAAUUGGAUUCGAUUUUGUCUAUCGAUUUCCGAAGGACUUAGGGUCGCAUCAUAAUCUGAAAAGCGUCUGGUUCCCGCGUUUGAGAGACUGUGAUGUCGUUCAUGACUAG